AUGUGGAAAAAGGGAAAUCAAGGAGAAAUACUUUGUAACAACUGCACAGGGAAAAGCAGCAUCAGCGGCACAUCAGGACCUCCUCUGUCCACCACAACACAACCCAGCAAUGGCGGGGGCAAGCAGUCCAAGCAGGAGAUACACAGAAGAUCUGCACGUUUAAGAAGCACAAAGUACAAGGCUCCGGCGUCUGAGAAGAAGGUCUCCACAAAAGGAAAAGGGAGAAGACACAUAUUUAAACUUAAGAAUCCAAUCAAAGCACCGGAAUCCGUUGCAACAUUUAUUACAUCUGAAUCAGUGUUUUACAAGGGGGUGUACUACCAGACUGGAGAUGUGAUCAAAGUAACGGACGAGGAGGAUGGAAAAGCGUAUUAUGCUCAGAUACGCGGAUUUGUUCAAGAUCAGUAUUGUGAAAAGAGUGCUGCGCUGACAUGGCUCAUCCCCACUCAGUCCAGUCCAAAAGACAAGUUUGAUCCAGGAACUUACAUUCUUGGUCCAGAGGAAGAUCUUCCCAGAAAGAUGGAGUAUCUGGACUUUGUGUGCCAUGCGCCCUCUGAGUACUUCAAAUCUCGGACGUCUCCCUUCCCAACUCUUCCCAUUCGUCAAGAGAAAGGCUACAUUUGGACACACAUAGGACCAACACCGGCUAUCACUGUCAAGGAGCCCAUCAGUGGCACUUGCUGA
This is a messenger RNA of Knipowitschia caucasica, 684 nucleotides long. Lineage: Eukaryota; Metazoa; Chordata; Actinopteri; Gobiiformes; Gobiidae. The record is from the annotation of a GenBank genome assembly.